Cylicostephanus goldi is the source of this 750-nucleotide messenger RNA. Lineage: Eukaryota; Metazoa; Nematoda; Chromadorea; Rhabditida; Strongylidae. The record is from the annotation of a GenBank genome assembly.
AUGGACAAGAAGUCUUCUCGAGCUCUAAUGCUCAUACUUACCACUUUUACAUAUCUGCUUCUUGGUGCUGCCGUAUUCGAUGUACUUGAAAGCGAAACGGAAAGAUACGUCCGCGAAGAAAUUGCCUUUGUACAGGAAAAGCUUCAAGCCAAGUACAAUUUUUCCGUCAGAGACAUGCAGCUGUUUGAAUCCGUAGCUGUUAAGAGCAUUCCUCAUAAGGCUGGCUUCCAGUGGCAAUUUACCGGAGCAUUCUACUUUGCAAUAGUUGUGAUUACUACUGUAGGUUACGGUCAUUCGGCCCCAGAGACAACAGCCGGACGAUUUUUCUGUAUGGUAUUCGCCCUGGCUGGCAUUCCCUUAGGCCUUAUCAUGUUCCAAUCAAUUGGUGAACGUGUCAAUACAUUUAUAGCCUUCUGCCUACAUCAGUUGCAGUUCAAUCUACAAAAACGAGGAUACACUUGGAUGCGAGAGGUUGCAACGAAACAUCUUCUGCUUGUCUCGCUUUCCAUAGGAACAAGCAUAAUUAUAAUCGGUACGGUAGUUUUCCACAGGGAAGAGCGUUGGACACUCUUCGAUGCUUACUACUACUGCUUCAUAACGUUAUCCACCAUCGGUUUCGGGGAUUUGGUCCCGCUGCAACAAGGAUCAGCUUUGCAACUCCGCCCCUUCUAUGUUGUCUUCACACUGUUAUUCGUAGUCCUAGGACUGGCUGUUUUCUCUGCUUGUGUGAACUUGCUGGUUUUAGGGUGA